Messenger RNA from Oldenlandia corymbosa var. corymbosa, 3309 nucleotides. The record is from the annotation of a GenBank genome assembly. Lineage: Eukaryota; Viridiplantae; Streptophyta; Magnoliopsida; Gentianales; Rubiaceae.
GACUCGAUUAGAAAAUUACAACUAUUUAGCUUCUUAGACAUAAACAUGGUCACAUAUGGAUCGGACCUAUGAACACGCACAGUGAAACUAUAGAUAGUGGAACUUGUGACAAUCAAAGAAAUAUGAAAAUCAUCGAACAUCUAGGACCUCUCAAUCCUCGACGAUAAGAGAAAUCCAAUCAACACCCAUCUUGGACCUCUCUUUUGCUUCUUCAAUUCUCACGUCCACAAAUCACAUUCCCACCAUUUUCCCCCUCACACUUUUCUAUUUUCCCAUAGGGACCAAGGCAUAUUUUUCAGUAUUACCAAGGCAAAAAAGAAAUAGAGGAAGAGUGUCUUGUGUGUUGUGUACUGAGAUCACUAAAAUGGCCAGCUCAGCAGCACCCCGAACUCUAUGCGGCAUUCCGACAAGCACCUCGUCGGCAUCCUCCACCAGGGCCACCACCACUGCUUCCCUCAGUCUCCCUUCCACCCGUUUCCUUCCCAGGACUUCUCUCCGCGGGCUGAGCUCUGUUGGGUUCGGGUCUGACCCGACUUUCUCACACCACGUUGCCACAAAGCUCCGAUCUUUCAAGUCGUAUGGGAAGCCUGUCAGGGGAGUCGCCUCCAUGGCCAAGAAGAGCGUGGGUGACCUCACUGAGGCGGACUUGAAGGGCAAGAAGGUCUUCGUCAGAGCUGAUUUGAAUGUCCCACUUGAUGAAAACCAGAACAUCACUGAUGAUACUAGGAUCAGAGCUGCUAUUCCCACUAUCAAGCAUUUGAUUUCUAAAGGGGCUAAGGUUCUUCUCUCUAGUCAUCUGGUGAGUCAAUCAAACAUUCCCCUCAACAAAGUAUUUGUCUGCUUAUCUAUAGUUUUGAAGAAGGCCAUUUUGGCUUCAAGUGUGUCGUUGAUGUGAUUAGGCAGUGACUUAAUCAUUUGUUGCUCGUCGUUGUGUGUGUGUGUUUUCGGGCGUUUUUUUUUUUUUUUUUAAUUUUGUUUGGUUAUUCUUUCUUAAUUUUGGUGACAUUGUAAAAGUUGUUUCUGCUGCAAUUUUGUUGAUUGAUUGCCAUUCUACAUUGUUCAAUUAAUUCUCCUGUGAUCACUAUUCAUUUGCAUUGCUUCUAAUUAAUCAAUAAUUUACCAUGGAUAUGUCUCCUUUGUGAUCUAUGUUUACAUGGAGUUAAAAAGAAAAAGUUCCUGUUGUUAAUGUAAAAUUUCUAAAUGGCGUAGGAGUAAGCUGAAUUGUUUGGUUUGAUAUAUGUAUACCUGUAUUGAUUCAUUUACUAGAAAAGGAAGAAAUUUCACCUUUUGUAUCUAUCAGGAACAACCAAGGAGAGAAGUUAUCAUGCUAUUCAUCAAGAACAAGAUAGCAUUAAUAUUUUAUUUUUAGAUUUUCCUACCUAGAAACCCUUUUUUUGUUUCCAUGGAUAGUAUGUUUUUUGGCUGCUGUUUAAGUGGCUCCAUGGUUGAUUUCUGUUUAUUUGCAUUCUUCUAAUGUUUAAAAUGAUUUCUGUUGAUGAAUCUUUCUGCAUUUGUCCCGGUUUGCUUAAUAACUUGAUAGAAAGCUCUCAAUGUCUCCAGGGUCGACCAAAAGGCGUGACUCCAAAAUACAGCCUUGCUCCCCUUGUCCCAAGGUUGACUGAAUUACUUGGUAUUCAGGUUGUGAAGGCUGAUGACUGCAUUGGACCAGAGGUUGAAAAGUUGGUUGCUUCACUUCCCGAAGGUGGCGUUCUUCUUCUUGAGAAUGUGAGGUUUUACAAGGAGGAAGAGAAGAAUGACCCCGAAUUCGCAAAGAAGCUUGCCUCUUUAGCUGAUCUUUACGUGAACGAUGCCUUUGGUACUGCACACAGAGCUCACGCCUCUACAGAAGGUGUUACCAAAUUCUUGAAACCUUCUGUGGCUGGGUUCCUCUUACAAAAGGAAUUGGACUAUUUAGUUGGAGCUGUCUCAAGCCCGAAGAGGCCUUUUGCUGCCAUUGUGGGUGGAUCAAAGGUUUCAUCAAAGAUUGGAGUCAUCGAAUCACUUUUGGAGAAGUGUGACAUCUUGCUUUUAGGUGGAGGAAUGAUCUUCACGUUCUACAAAGCUCAAGGUCUUUCGGUGGGGUCUUCAUUGGUAGAGGAGGACAAGUUAGAUCUUGCAACAUCACUUCUUGCAAAGGCUAAGGCUAAAGGAGUCAGCCUCCUGCUCCCUAGUGAUGUUGUUAUCGCAGACAAGUUCGCUCCUGAUGCCGAAAGCAAGGUCGUUCCCUCAACCAGCAUUCCAGAUGGAUGGAUGGGAUUGGAUAUUGGACCAGAUUCGGUUAAAACAUUCAAUGAGGCAUUGGAGACAACACAAACCGUUAUCUGGAAUGGUCCAAUGGGUGUGUUUGAAUUUGACAAAUUUGCUGUUGGAACUGAGGCCGUCGCUAAGAAGCUAGCUGAUUUAAGUGGGAAGGGAGUGACAACAAUCAUUGGUGGAGGAGAUUCAGUGGCGGCUGUGGAGAAGGUCGGGGUUGCAAACGUGAUGAGCCACAUAUCGACCGGAGGUGGUGCAAGUUUGGAACUUUUGGAAGGCAAAGAGCUUCCAGGUGUGAUUGCUCUGGAUGAAGCCCUAGUUGCUGCUUAGGAAAACCUUGCAGGCAUUCUUUUAUCUUCUUUUUAUUUUUGGUGGGGAAAUGACAUUUGUGUUUGUGAAAGAGCAAUGAUUAGGAAGAUUAUGAAAUAUAUGUAUCAUUUGUAUCCUAUCCAUCCAGCAAAAGAUGAAAAGAGGUAUAUGACGAGGUGAAUAAACAUUAUUGACCAAAAUACUGUAAUAGCACCCCGAUUUGCAUGUCUUUUUCCUGUAUACAUAUUUUUAUUACACGAGGAGUUUAUUAUAAAAAAAGGGGUCGAAUAACUGGAGGAAGACGUGUUAUGAACACAGUGAAACAACUUUUCAUGAACAUUUGGUGUUACACAUCUGUGCAUCUUUUGGUUGGACUUUCUCUGCUCUGAAAAAUACCUGUUGAUAACACUGGGAGAUUAUGACUCUACAUUAUAUCUAUAGAUCUUCAUCAUCAACAAACCACUUGAGGAUGAAAAUGCUCAUAAAGUUGAAAAAAUGGUCGGUUGUUGUCACUCUUGACUCGGCUAACCACCACAUAUGAUGCCUGUGAAUUGAUGUGUCACGCUUAGCUUUUCUAUCACGCGAAUCUGGAAUCUGUUCUGUGGUUCAAUCCAUCCAAAUAAAUAAUUGAAUACAAUAAUCUUUUCCAGAAAAUGGUGACUUCAGUCUUCUCAAUUCAGCCUCAUUAUCAUUGUUCCAGAAAAUGGUGACUUCAGUCUUCUCAAUUCAGCCUCAUUAUCAUUGCUC